This is a messenger RNA of Blumeria graminis f. sp. triticale, 504 nucleotides long. The record is from the annotation of a GenBank genome assembly. NCBI's taxonomy places the organism in Eukaryota, Fungi, Ascomycota, Leotiomycetes, Helotiales, Erysiphaceae.
AUGAUUAGUUCAUUACACCAAAAGCUGCUUCCGAGAAGAAGCAUCGUAGGCAAAGUUCUCACGACGCGGCUUGCAGGCGGAUUUUUUCAGGCCAAAUAUUUGUCUAGCAGUAGAGUUCUAUCUAGCUUACCUCAUAGCUCGCUGUACUCACGAAUAUCAUAUUUGCCUUCAUCUUCCUGUCUCCAACGACUAUUCAGUGGCUACCCGGCAAAGCAAGUCCAAAAUACAAGACAGCCCGAAUCCACCUCAACACAGUUAGUUAUUCCAGAAAAUCUGAAUCCGGCGGAGAAAGAAAUCUAUCAGCUCUUAGCCCGUGAGCUUGAACCUUCAGUCCUCAAAGUGCAGGAUAUCAGCGGUGGGUGCGGUAGUAUGUAUGAAAUUCACGUUGUCAGUGCGCGAUUUCGGGGGUUACGAAUGUUACAGCAACAAAGACUGGUUAAUAGCAUACUUGGAGACAUGCUCAAGAAGUGGCACGGAAUGCGAUUAACCACUAGUGAUACAUGA